AAUGCUCAAGUAUAAAUAUAUAGCAAAAAAAUAGUUUGAAUUAGAGUCGAUUAAGCUUAAACUCGCGGAACAUGUACAAAUUGGCCACCUUAAUUGCAUGCAUAAGCUUUGUGACAGCCGCACCUCCAAAGAUUGUAAACGGUACUGAUGCGAAACUGGGAGAAAUACCAUACAUUGUUUCACUUCGGUUUGCUGGAUAUCACAAUUGUGGUGGUUCAAUCGUAAGCGAAAAUCACGUCUUAACUGCCGCCCACUGCGUGGACGACGGAAAAUACACGAUUCAAUAUGGUGUUCUUGAAAUCUCUCCUGGUUCAACCAACAGUAUAGACGUUGAUACAAUUUUCAAACACGAAGAAUACAACCCAUCCCAAAAUCAUAUUAAUGAUGUAGCUAUACUGAAACUUGCGUCAGCAAUUCCGAUAGACAACGUGAACGUAAAACCGGUAAUUUUGCCCAGCCAAGGUGAAACGGCUCCCGAUGGUGAGUGGGCUGUUCUUGCAGGAUGGGGUGCCUCAAAGACUUGGGGACCUGUAAUGAAGCACCUGCAAAGAGUAGACAUUUUAGUUUACUCACCUGAUGACUGUAGGGCUGCCCAUGGAAAUAGUGUGGAUGAAAGAUAUCACAUUUGCGCGGGGGUUCCAGAGGGAUGGAAAGGUCAAUGCAGUGGUGACUCUGGCGGUCCAUUUGUUGCCAAAGGAAGACAAGUGGGUGUUGUUUCUUGGUCUGUAAAGCCAUGUGCCAUUGUGGGUUACCCAGGAGUUUUGGCUAGAGUAGCAUCUUAUCAUGACUGGAUCUGGUCCAAAGUAAAUGCCUAGGAAUUAAAACAUUUUUUGUACUUUUUUAAUAAAAUCGUAAUAGAA
Messenger RNA from Photinus pyralis (common eastern firefly), 860 nucleotides. Its product is annotated as trypsin-1-like. The record is from RefSeq and is a predicted model, not a curated record. Gene Ontology annotation, biological process: proteolysis. Lineage: Eukaryota; Metazoa; Arthropoda; Insecta; Coleoptera; Lampyridae. Gene Ontology annotation, molecular function: serine-type endopeptidase activity. The transcript is spliced from 6 exons. Bases 72 to 815 code for a protein of 247 amino acids.